AUGUCCGACGACGGCAUCUUCUUCGCGGAGGAUCCCUACUCUCCCCCAGUCCCAGCGGCAACCACCCCUUCCUCCCCCUCCCCGGUGGCCAAACCGGAAGACGACUUCUUGGCUCCAGCACCGGAGCCAGACACGAUCUACUACCUCACGAUAGCGACGCCGCACACGGACGCCUGGGCGUUCUACGGCCCGACGAGAACCUUCGCCGAGCUGCUUCCGCUGGUGAGGAAGACUGUUGCGGACUGCCCGGCUGCGGCCGAGAAGCUGGAGCGUCUUCUGGCUGCGGAGGACGACGGCGAAGAGGACGAUGAAGACCAGGACGGUGACGCGUACGGCUACUACGGUGUGCCGUACGAAAACCAGGAGAAGCCCGCCUUCCUCGAGACGGGCUUCACCACCUUCGUCGCCGAAGCGCAGGACGGGUCCUACAGCAUCCUCCGCACCGUCCGCGAGCCCAACGCCCCCGUCGCCGCCGUCCUGCCCGGCCCCGUAUACGUCGUCUCCGCCGUCGGGCCGCUUGUCCAGCAGCCCACCAUCGGCAUCUCCUCCUCCUCCUCCUCCUCCUCCGGCAAGCGCGUCGGCUACGCCCGCACGUCCAAGCUCAUCCGCAGCUACGUGGUGUCCGAAGAAGCGAAGACGGCGGCUCGCCGCACCAUGCAGGACCUUGUGCAGGGCGUGCAGCACGUCGUGUGCUCUGAGAGCUUUAUGCAGGCUAGGGGGUUGGGUGGCGGGUUGGUUGUGGCGUUUGGUGCGGGAAGGAGUUGGGAGGUUAGGGUGCGGUAUCAGGAUGUGCUCGUGGGGGUCAGGGAGAGGUAUGACUUGGGGCUCGAGGGGAAGGGGAGCUGGAGGAUCUGA
This is a messenger RNA of Trematosphaeria pertusa, 855 nucleotides long. RefSeq lists its product as uncharacterized. The transcript has 4 exons. Lineage: Eukaryota; Fungi; Ascomycota; Dothideomycetes; Pleosporales; Trematosphaeriaceae. The record is from RefSeq and is a predicted model, not a curated record. The coding region runs from base 1 to 855 and encodes 284 amino acids.